AUGGCUUCCCCUCUAUCUGCUGCGCGAUCUUCGCGCAAGCUCGCGCAAAACAUGGCAGGCAGGCGUUUCGCCUCCGACAUUUCCAUCACCAGGACCGGCAAGCCCAUCACCCGGGUCGAAGGUGGCCGAUCAUCCCUUGGAGGCCACACGGCCACCGUUUUUGGUGCCACAGGCCAAUUGGGUCGAUAUAUCGUGAACCGCCUGGCUCGUCAGGGUUGCACGGUUGUCAUCCCCUACCGCGAGGAGAUGGCCAAGCGCCACCUCAAGGUCACAGGAGAUCUCGGCCGAGUAGUCUUUGUGGAAUACGACCUUCACAACACUGCUUCCAUCGAGGCUAACGUACGGCAUUCGGACGUCGUGUAUAAUCUGGUCGGCCGAGACUACCCAACCAAGAACUUUUCUCUCGAGGAUGUUCAUGUCGAAGGAACGGAGCGAAUUGUCGAGGCUGUCGCGAAAUACGACGUCGACCGAUACAUUCAUGUCUCGUCGCACAGCGCCGACUCCAAGUCCAAGUCAGAAUUCUAUGCCUCCAAGGGCCGAGGUGAGGAGGUCGCGCGAAGUGUCUUCCCCGAAACAACGAUCGUCAGACCGGCGCCCAUGUUUGGGUUCGAGGACAAUCUGCUCCUCAAGCUUGCUUCUGUUCUCAACCUUUUCACGGCAAAUAACAUGCAGGAGAAGUUUUUCCCCGUUCACUCCAUCGAUGUUGGCGCAGCCUUGGAGAAGAUGCUAUAUGAUGACUCUACUACCGGCCAAACCUAUGAACUUUACGGACCCAAGGAGUACAGCAUGGCUGAGAUUGCGGCAAUGGUUGACAAGGAAAUAUACAAACAACGGCGUCACAUCAACGUGCCGAAGGCUAUCCUCAAACCGAUAGCCGGCGUGCUCAACCGCACUCUUUGGUGGCACACGUUGUCCGCCGACGAGAUUGAGCGCGAGUUCAUGGACCAAUCGAUAGACGCUAACGCGAGAACAUUCAAAGACCUCGGUAUCGAACCAGGCGACAUUGCAAACUUCACGUACCACUAUUUGCAAGGAUUCCGCAGCUCACACUACUACGACCUACCACCGGCAACGGAGAAGGAGAGGCGCGAGGACAAGAAGUACAUUCACGUUCUAGAUGAGUUGUAA
Molecule: messenger RNA, 1128 nt
Organism: Drechmeria coniospora
Lineage: Eukaryota; Fungi; Ascomycota; Sordariomycetes; Hypocreales; Ophiocordycipitaceae
Product: NADH-ubiquinone oxidoreductase 40 kDa subunit-like protein
Exons: 9
Coding region: 1-1128 (375 amino acids)
Cellular component (GO): mitochondrion
Molecular function (GO): protein-containing complex binding
Source: RefSeq, a predicted model, not a curated record